AAUAAACAAUGUCUCACCACCACCAAAAGUAUUAUGAGAGACCAGAUGGAUAUGUGUACUCACCUGAAGAAUUGGAUGCUCAUAGAAUUCCUUUGCCCUUUAGAGACAGAUGUGUCAAUUUCUAUGUCCCCUUCUUCAAAUGCCAAUAAAUCAAAACAGACAAUCUAUUCAAAACCGCACUCGCAGCCAUCGACUAGACUUUGGAUCAUUGGGGUGGAGAAUGCUACAAAGAAAAAAGAGACUAUGUAAAUUGUGCUAAAGCAGCUUACCAAUAUUCCUUGGCCAUCCCUGUUCAAAAUAUUUAUACUGCCAAUCCAUGGUAUGCUAGUCAAGAAGCUGUUUCAUCCGAAUUAGAAAAAAAUCAUUUUAGUUCACCAGUCUUUACAAAAUAAAACAUUAUUAUUAUUUACAUGCAUUAUUCACUUGUAGAAGGAUCUUAAUAAACCGAUUCCAUUCAUUACCCUUCUAAAAUUCACGUUAGAUAUCCUUCUUAAUUGCAAAUGGGUUCUCCUAGAAUAAUUCUCUUGCAAAAUCACUUUCCUGCUGUGAAACCUAUCAUUGUAAGAAAACCCCAAUAAGGAUCAAACUUAAAAUAACUCAAAAAUGCCUACUACACCAAUCGAUAACCUGUCAAAACUCUCUGCAACGAAUAAUUGGAAAUACCAAAACAAGAGAAAAUACUAAAAGAAAAAAACAAAAAACUAUAAUUGAGGAAAAAUAUGACCAGAAAAUUAUUGAAAAUUACAGAGUAUCUAGCUUCCUACAGAAAGCCCUGA
Molecule: messenger RNA, 776 nt
Organism: Paramecium tetraurelia
Lineage: Eukaryota; Ciliophora; Oligohymenophorea; Peniculida; Parameciidae
Exons: 5
Source: RefSeq, a predicted model, not a curated record